AUGCAUGGACCACUUGAAUUAUUCCCGAGCCUGAGACAGCGGCUCUUGAGCUGUAUGUUCAAACCGCAGAUUUUUGCUCCUCACGCGGUAUUCUGGUUUUCUACUUGGAUGCUCUACUUUCUGUUUCAGGAUGAGACGGCGAGCUUGUCAUCGACGGCGUCGUUGGCCGCGGCCGGCGCCACUCUUGUGACAACCACCGCCACAGCAACCGCCACGAUGACUGCUACCACUACCAAGACCAUUGCAUACACCAGCUCGGUAGAAACUGAGGCAGCGGGGGCCAAUAUCACAUCCGCCGUUGAAACGUUUCUUUCGCUGAAAGCUAACGACUCAGCGCGGCAGGUCGCUACAUAUAUUGAGGGUUUCAACGAAAACUGUAAGCUGAAGCUACGGCUUUGGAACGCCUCACUCGAGACUCAGUUAGGCUUCUGGGAACGUGAGUACGAAUCCUUGAAGGCUUACAACAACACAAUUUUCUCAAACUUGCUUGAACAAGCGCAAACUAUCAACAGCUCAGUAGAUUAUCUUUCGAACAGCGGCUUUCUUGUCGCCUCGGACUCCCAAUCAAGCGUUCUUCGUGGUCUUUCCCUAAACACAUCUUUUCUGCAAAGUGUUUUUGGUAAUGUGUCAUCAAAUCUCGGCAAAAUACGAAAUCUGACGCUGCCGGCGGCUCCGACUGCUACAGCUAGUGCCCUUUCGGCCAGCGAAAUUCUUGAUUCCAUCACCUCCAACAAAACCACUUCAAAUUUCACAUCCAUGCUGGGUGUCCUGGGCUCUGAUAAGAAGAUCCGCACCACUUUGUUAGUGAAAAGAGACAGCGCCUCGGACACCAGUGGUAAGUAUAAGCAAAAGGCCAUCAGGAUUAGCUCUGCUCUUGCCGCCACCUACGUCGCAGCGACAUUUGCGUUCGUCUGCUUAGAAUACGUUACCUAUAAGAUUGAAGUUCGAGGCGCCCAAGACACCCUUCAGCACCAGCUGGAAUGUAUUGACGAGCUGUACAAGGGCGAAACGGUUAUUUCAGUCGCCCGAAUCCGAGCGCACGAAAGCUUCCAGCAGCUCUUGAUAUGUUACAAUGAUUUCGCAAAACACCCUGUGACCUAUACUUUCACGGAAAUGGCGCUGGAGCUGUUGCGGAGACCUCUAAGCAAAACCUGGAGUCCAGUGGCAGUGGCGAAAUUUGUCAAAGCAUAUAAUUGGUGGUUGACUACGAAUGGACUGCAUGUCUUUUGCUUGUUCCUUGCGGCAGUUGUCGAGGGCCAAAUUCUUAGAGCUUUCCUUGACGUGAGUCACUCAACGCAUCCAACCAGCCUGUAUCCCAGAAGCAAGUUUUCUGAAGCCGCCCUAUCUACCAAGACCCUAGGCAGCAUCUCUUCCUCGUGUGCACUAUUUGAAAGCACUGUAAAUGCCGAAAUCAACUCUGUGGUUCACGAAAGGCUGUGGAAUGCCAGUCGCGGCAACGUCACACAGAUAAAUUCGCUACUUGAUGAAUAUUUUAGCAAUGUUAAUGCUACUUUAAAAGACCAAGUUCCAGCAAUAGAUAUGAACAUGAGCUAUUGGAGCUCAGAACUAAACAGCGAGCAGACUUUCAACUUCACUUCUUUCUCGGAAACGUUAGCCCAUGAAAUUUACGAAGUUGUGGCGCCCUCAGAAAACCUUGAAACGAAACGUCUCGUUAGAAGAAGCGAAGCUGCGCAAAGCCAGGCCAUGGGGAAAACCAUUCUAGCACGCUAUGAAAAAGGCUGUCUUUGUCUUUUAGGUAGUGUAGUUUUUUACCUUCUAUGUGGAUUUCUGGCGGCAGCGGUGUAG
Molecule: messenger RNA, 1806 nt
Organism: Lachancea thermotolerans CBS 6340
Lineage: Eukaryota; Fungi; Ascomycota; Saccharomycetes; Saccharomycetales; Saccharomycetaceae
Gene: PRM2
Product: pheromone-regulated protein PRM2
Exons: 1
Coding region: 1-1806 (601 amino acids)
Source: RefSeq, a predicted model, not a curated record